AAUAGCGUAUUGCUUUUCCCUCACUGUUUGUAAAAUUAAAAAGUGCAAUAAAAUGGAGGCUGAACCAAGCCUAAUUACAAAGAUCUUUAUUCAAAGAGACUACACUUAUGGAACUGGUGUGAGAUUCCGUGAAGAUGUCCCUCAAGAGCUUUCUGGAAAGAUUGAACCAUCAGUGUACAAGGAAACUUUGGAACAUGUAAAUGAGAUAUUUGAAAAAGCUGAGGCUAUGAGUUGUAGGACCAUCACUGAGGGUUGCUUCAGCUGUAUAACUGGAUACACACUGCACUACUGCUUCAAGACUUAUUAUGAACGAUGUGUGGAAGAAGUGGCGAGAUACCUACAACAGCAAAACGACAGCGUGUAUUUGAACAAAGGCAUCACUUUUGGCGACCCCAUGGAUCGAGGCUUGAGAUGUAUGGAGGUGGUCAUUGCAAGGACGCCAAGAGAGACCAACAUGUGACAUCAUUCACAGUGAACUGAUAUCAAACAUUGUGUAAUAGUCAAUCAAUGUACAAAUGCUAUUUUGUUUUUAUGUCAUCCUGUUUCCUGUUAUACUAUUACUGUAUAAUUAUAGUGUUGUUUAUGUGUAUCACAAAUUUCAUUAUUACUUGAAUAAUUUUAUGAAAAAUGA
This is a messenger RNA of Halichondria panicea, 631 nucleotides long. Its product is annotated as golgin subfamily A member 7-like. The record is from RefSeq and is a predicted model, not a curated record. Gene Ontology annotation, cellular component: palmitoyltransferase complex. The coding region runs from base 53 to 460 and encodes 135 amino acids. Gene Ontology annotation, biological process: protein targeting to membrane; peptidyl-L-cysteine S-palmitoylation. NCBI's taxonomy places the organism in Eukaryota, Metazoa, Porifera, Demospongiae, Suberitida, Halichondriidae. The transcript is spliced from 4 exons.